AUGGCCUCUCGUCUUGCUAGGAGCGCGGUCGGUAUGUGCGAGCCCGCCGAUGAAAUUCUGAUGCCAUUGACCCCUCCCGUCCCCCCGCUGACCCGCAACCACAGGCGCCGCCCGUGUCCGCCCAUCGCUUCCUCUCCGCGCAUUCACGCCCUCCAUCGCCGCCCAAGCCCGCUACAACUCGAACUUGCCCCAGGAGGACCCCAAGAAAAAGGCCGAGUCUGUCCUGCAAGCCGUGCCCGUGCCUGGAACCAGUCCGCUCACCAAGGCCGCCGUCCUCUCUGCCGGUGCCGGUCUCAGCAUUGCGGCCAUUAG
Molecule: messenger RNA, 312 nt
Organism: Plenodomus lingam JN3
Lineage: Eukaryota; Fungi; Ascomycota; Dothideomycetes; Pleosporales; Leptosphaeriaceae
Source: RefSeq, a predicted model, not a curated record